AUGACCGUAAACGCCAUACCGACCAAACCCCUUGCCCCAAGACAACAAGUCGGCGUCUAUCCCGCCCCAGGCUCCAACAACUACGCCUGCCGCGCCACACACGCAAACCCAGUCGUCUUCCUGCACGGUCUCGGCGCUACCAAGGACGAGGACCUAAAUGUGCUCCAAACACAUAUGCAGCAGCGCGGAUUCUGCACCUACGCCCUCACAUACGGCGACUACCCGGCGUUCCCCUUCGUCGGCGGCCUGCAGCCCAUCGCACAGUCAUCCCAGGAGAUCGCAGCAUUCAUAAGGACCGUCGCGCAGAAGACAGGCGCCGCGAAAGUCGACAUCGUCGGUCAUUCCGAAGGCGCGUUUCAGGCCUUGUACACGGCCAAGUUUGGUGGACUGGCGGGCUUGGUGGGGAGUGUAGUUGCGCUUGCGCCGCCGACGCACGGUACCGAUUUUGGGAAUUUGUAUGAUCUGGCGUAUGUUGGUGGCAAGCUCACGCGUGAGCUUGUGGGGACGAUUCUGAAGACGGUUGGGUGUGCGGCGUGUGAUGAUCUGGGGCCGGAUGGAGCUGCGAUUGCGCGGCUGAAUGAUGGAACGCCGAUUGCGCAGGAUGGUGUCGAAUAUACGAUUAUCAUCUCGACAAAGGAUGGCUUGGUAACGCCGUAUAACACAUCGAGGGUGGACGAGCCGGGAGUCAACAAUGUUGUUGUGCAAGACUUUUGUCCUGAUGAUCCGGUUGGACAUAUUGGGAUGGCGUAUGAUACGUGGAUUUGGAGUGUGGUUAUUAACGCGCUAGAGCCAUCGGUGCCUAGAACGGCGUGCACGAAGGGCAUGCCGUAUCGCCGUUGA
This is a messenger RNA of Pseudovirgaria hyperparasitica, 840 nucleotides long. Its product is annotated as alpha/beta-hydrolase. The record is from RefSeq and is a predicted model, not a curated record. Gene Ontology annotation, biological process: lipid catabolic process. Bases 1 to 840 code for a protein of 279 amino acids. NCBI's taxonomy places the organism in Eukaryota, Fungi, Ascomycota, Dothideomycetes, Acrospermales, Acrospermaceae. The transcript has a single exon. Gene Ontology annotation, molecular function: lipase activity.